Pteronotus mesoamericanus is the source of this 2058-nucleotide messenger RNA. RefSeq names its product leucine rich repeat, Ig-like and transmembrane domains 3 (gene LRIT3). NCBI's taxonomy places the organism in Eukaryota, Metazoa, Chordata, Mammalia, Chiroptera, Mormoopidae. The record is from RefSeq and is a predicted model, not a curated record. Bases 1 to 2058 code for a protein of 685 amino acids. Gene Ontology annotation, molecular function: protein binding. The transcript has 4 exons.
AUGCAUCUCUUAGCAUGUCUGGGCAUAGUGCUUAGCUUUUUGGGAGAAAUGAGCUGUUUGUGUCCUUCACGGUGCACCUGUGAUUAUCACGGCAGGAACGAUGGCAUGGGAUCAAGGUCAGUGCUAUGUAAUGACCUGGAUAUGAACGAGGUCCCUAUGAAUGUCCCCGUGGACACUGUGAAGCUUCGCAUAGAGAAGACCGUCGUCCGCAGCAUCCCCGCUGAGGCCUUCUACUACCUGGUGGAGCUCCAGUACCUCUGGGUGACCUACAAUUCCGUCACCAGCCUUGACGCCAGCAGUUUUUACAACCUCAGACAGCUGCAUGAGUUGCGCCUGGACGGGAAUUCUCUGGAUGCUUUCCCUUGGACAUCUCUGCUGGACAUGCCUCGUCUAAGGACUCUGGGUUUACACAAUAACAGAAUAACCAGCGUGCCAAAUGAGGCAGUCAGGUACCUGAAGAACCUUGCCUACUUGGAUUUAUCAAGCAACAGACUAACCACGCUGCCACCAGAAUUCCUGGAGAGCUGGUCCCACGUGCUUACACCAUCGCCCAGAAGCCUGGACGUUUCACCAAGAAGAAUUAUUCUAGGUCUUCAAGACAACCCUUGGUUCUGUGACUGUCACAUUUCCAAAAUGAUCGAAAUGUCCAGAGUUGCUGACCCUUCUGUAGUACUUCUUGACCCACGGAUGGUCUGCAGCGAGCCCGAGAGCCUGGCGGGGAUUUUAUUUCAGCGGGCCGUGUUGGAUCACUGUCUGCAGCCAUCGGUGACGGCCUCAGCCACCCAGAUCACGUCUGCUGUGGGCAGCAAUGUCCUGCUGCGGUGUGAUGCCACAGGCUACCCCACCCCGCAGCUCGCGUGGACCAGACCUGACAGCUCAUCAGUUAAUUACACAGUAAUUCAGGAAUCUCCAGGAGAAGGAGUCAGAUGGUCCGUAAUAAGCCUGACAGGCAUCUCUUACAAGGAUGCUGGGGAUUACAAGUGCAAGGCCAAAAAUUUGGCUGGAAUGUCAGAAGCUGUGGUUACUGUGACAGUGGUUGGUGUUGUCACAACCGCCAUAGCAUCAGACUCUGCUGACAGAAGAACUGGAGAUCACUUUGAGCGAGAAGUCCAGCCAGGAUCUAGAACAUCUGUAUCCAUGCCUGGUUCACUGCCAUCUCCCUGGCUUUCUUCUUCCUCUUCCUUCUCCCCGUCUUCUUCAACUUUUCUUUCUACUUCCGCUUCAUCUCCUCCUUCUGCUGCUUCCUUCUCUUUAUCUCCUUUCUUCUCCUCCAUUGUUUCUUCAACCACAACUCUAAGUACUAGAAUUUCAACAAGCACCACUAUGAUCAGCCAGCAGUCACUCCAGCUCCAUCCAGAUGGGAAAAGAAAUUUAAAGGUGGAGACUGGUGGAAGUAAGCUUCCCCCCGCUAGUGCAAGUAAAAAAGAAGAGCUGGCAUUGUUGGAUCGAGCAAUGCCGGUGGAGACGAAUGCCACAAUCGAAAAUCUCAGGGCAGUCAGUGAGACCAAAGAGAGUGUGACCUUGAUGUGGAACACCGUUAACAGCAUGCAUAACUCUGAGGUGACCGUGUUGUAUUCCAAGCAUGGUGAGGAGGACCUGCUGCUGCUGAAUGCAGACUCCAGCAAGAACCAAGUAACCAUAGAGGGCUUGGAGCCCGGUGGGCAGUACAUAGCAUGUGUCUGCCCGAAAGGAGUGCCUCCCCAGAAAGACCAGUGUAUCACUUUUUCUACUGACAGAGGUGAAGAAGGUCAUUCUCAAGAGCCUUUCGUUAUUGCAGUGAGUGGUACUGCCUGUGUUGUUGUCUUGCCAUUGAUUUUUUUCCUGUUGUACAAAGUUUGCAAACUGCUGUGUAAAUCGCAAUCCUUCUGGGAAGAGGAUUUGGCAAAAGAGACUUAUAUCCAGUUUGAAACCCUGUCCCCGAGGUCUCAAAGUACAGGGGAACUUUGGACCCUAAGGCACAGAGACGAUUCAGAAAAAUUGCUGCUUUGUCCUGGGUCAAGUGUGGAAUCUCAGAUGACUUUUAAAAGUGAGGGCUCUAGACCAGAAUAUUACUACUAA